Molecule: messenger RNA, 926 nt
Organism: Arabidopsis thaliana (thale cress)
Lineage: Eukaryota; Viridiplantae; Streptophyta; Magnoliopsida; Brassicales; Brassicaceae
Product: Rubredoxin-like superfamily protein
Exons: 1
Coding region: 209-796 (195 amino acids)
Molecular function (GO): iron ion binding; metal ion binding
Source: RefSeq, marked reviewed
UUUGAGUUAAAUUAAUUAUUGAACAAUAUUCAUAAAACUUUUGGGGUGAGUAAAGAAAUAAGAUGGAUUGAAAAAAGGCCACGUGGUUGUCACAAUGCUUUUCAAAAAUCUUAUCCAAGCAUAAGUCUCCUUGGUACCUCUCCUCUCCAAUGGAUCAUCCGUCUCUAACAAUGACCAAACUCCGAAAUUAUAAGAAGUAAAGACAACCAUGGCGAGUGCUACCUUCUCCUUCUGUCCCCUCUCUCAAUCCCAUCCCCAUUCUUCUCUAAUCAAACCGACACCGUUUCUCAGAUAUGGCAAGAAACUACACCAUCUUCACCACCACAUCUUCAUCACCAUCUCUUACCCAUCUCACCAUUCUCGCUACUUGGCCGUUUCAAGAGACGAUGCCGCGACGCCUCUUUCUUCUUCCGACCAAACCCAAGAGACAGAGACCAAAGAAGUGGAAGACACUAUAGAGAAACGAAGAAUGGAGGAGAAGUUUGCUGUUCUAAACACUGGAAUCUAUGAGUGUAGAUCAUGUGGUUACAAGUACGAUGAAUCAGCGGGUGACCCAUCGUACCCGAUUCCACCGGGUUUUCAGUUUGAUAAGUUGCCUGAAGAUUGGAGAUGUCCUACUUGUGGAGCUGCUCAGAGUUUCUUUGAGAGUAAAAUGGUUGAGAUUGCUGGUUUUGCUCAGAAUCAGCAAUAUGGACUUGGUGGUAAUGCUCUUACCUCUGGUCAGAAGACUGGUUUAAUCUUUGGCUCUCUUUUACUCUUCUUUGCGCUUUUUUUGAGUGGCUAUUUCAUUCAAUGAUUAAAUAUUUUCUCACUAUUACUAUGUUAAAUCAUGUUACCACCAAUUUUAUAAUGUUUCAAUACACCAUUCUUCUCCAUCAAUUUGUACUACCACUUGCAAGCCUGGUCUGAAAAACCUUAAAUCUAAC